AUGGGUAUAUUCUCAAUGCUUACCUGUUCAUCCAUACCACAGACCAUUUCCUCCGCGCUUUUAACAAAGUUCCACACCAUCCCAGCAUAUUCUCCAACCAAACUUUCCGAGUCCCGAUGGGCAGCUAUAGACCCUGAUGACCGAAUAAUAGCGCCAGAGGAGCGGUCGAGGACAAUGAGGGAUUGGACAGUACUCUUCUGCGAGAUUCGAUUCAGAAGCGAGGUGAGGUCGCCCUCGUUAAGCGUUGGAACCGCGGUCGUCAUAAUUGUGGAGGGGGAAGUAGGGGAGUCGGAUGGAUGUGUUGAGGAAUGGAGGUGCUUUGAUCUGAGAGAGUCCUACGUACAAAUUAAUGGCUUAGGUAAUGGGGUCAUGUGAUGUCCCCCACUCAAGGUUUCUUUGAAGCUCCCCUGCUUGUCCCAACAGGUUUCCCCCAAGCCAGCAGAUACCCAUAUACGCCCUUGUUAUCCUAAGUUUAUUUACCGCCGGAAAUUAUUCCAAUGGCUUCUCAAGAUCCGUUCGAUUCUGCCCUGUGAGUUCUUUUUCCGACGUAAUUCUAAGCAUCUUGCCUUGCUGACCCAGAGGCAGUGACCUUCUCCGCCGUCUUAACCCGAAAUACACGGCAAACAAUGUCAAUGCUCUUAUCAAUCUUGUCCCAGACUUGACCGAGGACCUUUUGUCAUCUGUAGAUCAGCCCCUUCAGGUCCAGCGCUGUAAAAAGAGUGGAAGGGACUAUCUUCUUUGUGACUACAAUCGAGAUGGAGAUUCCUACAGGUCCCCAUGGAGCAACGAAUUCGAUCCCCCCCUCACGGACGGUACUCUGCCCAGCGAAAGGGUUAGAAGGAUUGAGAUUGCUGCCAAUGAUUCCUUUGACGUUUACCGGGAACUGUGGGUCUAUUCCGGGAUAUGAUGAUAGCUUCUCAAAGCUAACCUGUCGAGCUCCACCACAGGUACUAUGAAGGUGGUGUUUCAAGUGUCUACUUCUGGAACCUUGACGACGGGUUUGCUGGUGUAGUUUUGCUCAAAAAAUGCAUGCACCAUUCCUGUUGCCCGGUUUUGGCUCGGGCUAAUUUUUGGGCAGCUGUUGCGUCCGACAAUGAAUCAACUGGCUCCUGGGAUUCAAUUCACGUUUUUGAAGCUACCGACAGGGCCCGGAUCUCGCACUACAAGCUCACUUCUACGGUUAUCUUGAAUAUGAUUAAUGGAGACGAAUCACUAGGGGAGAUGGAUUUGAGUGGAAACAUGACUCGACAAGUCGAGCAAGAUAUGCCUGUUGAGGAUGAUUCUUCGCAUAUUGCUAACAUUGGAAAGGUGCGCCCUAACGCCUCAGCUGCAACUUGCUAAGAAGUUGCUGUUAACACGUGAAAAUAGUUGGUUGAGGAUAUGGAACUGAAGAUGAGGAACCUACUUCGUAAGCACUUCGCCUCCUAUACAUAGCUCCUAUGGCACUAAUGACAUCGGUAUGAAUAGAGGAAGUUUACUUUGGAAAAGCAAAGGAUGUAGUUGGUGAUUUAAGGAGUAGGAUCCCCCCCCUUCAUCUGCACAGUAUAGAUGCUCAUGGUUCGAACCCGGCAGGUAUUUCAUCCUUGACCCAGCAAGAGAAGGACAGGUCCGUGCACCAGGAGAUGAUUUCUUCCAUGAGCAAGCGAUAA
Messenger RNA from Tuber aestivum (summer truffle), 1649 nucleotides. NCBI's taxonomy places the organism in Eukaryota, Fungi, Ascomycota, Pezizomycetes, Pezizales, Tuberaceae. The record is from the annotation of a GenBank genome assembly.